Messenger RNA from Zophobas morio, 7225 nucleotides. RefSeq names its product agrin-like. Lineage: Eukaryota; Metazoa; Arthropoda; Insecta; Coleoptera; Tenebrionidae. The transcript has 29 exons. Gene Ontology annotation, molecular function: protein binding; calcium ion binding. The record is from RefSeq and is a predicted model, not a curated record. Gene Ontology annotation, biological process: cell differentiation; multicellular organism development. The coding region runs from base 120 to 6188 and encodes 2022 amino acids.
AGGAGCGGUACCGUGCGUGGUAGAGUGCUGAGCCAGUCAUGCCGUGUCUUUAGUCGUGCGUGUUUCUUGCCUGCAUAACACCGUCAACAAAAAGGGUGCAGGCCACGUGCCAGUUCAGCAUGCUCCGAAUAUGUCUGGUACUCUCCACCCUUUGGCUAAUACACGUCUAUGCUAACAAUCGUCACGGGUCUCUGGCGCGCCGCCAAAUUUCGGCGCACCCCGUCUUCCUGCCCCGGUGCAAAUACGACGAGCACAUAAUUAAGAACGAGGCUAAACUCCAAAAGCAGAUCGAUCUCGCCAAUUUUGUCUUCACGGGGAAAGUGACGAGCGACGUACAGUAUCCUAACAAUCGCACGAUCGCCUUCACGGUCUUCGUUAAGCGAUAUUUCAAAAAUAACGCAGGAUUAAAGGACAAUCAGGAAGUGAGAGUGCUGAAAACUUUGUACGAUGGCGAGGGAGUUAAGUGCAGACAAGUAUUAAGAUAUAGGUACAUGGCCAUCUUUAUAGGCCGAAAACCGGAAAAGCUCCAGGAAGCGGAUGUUCAUCUCACUAUUAGCCCCGUUCCAGUUACACUAACUAAUCUUGACAGGGUUAGCGCCGCUACUAAAGCAAAAUUCAAAGUCUCUUUUUUCCUUAAUGACGAAAACAAACUUCUGUUGGAUAGCGGCCUGGCUAGUCCACAACAUGCAAAUUUGAUGCACAAACCGCGACAGCACUAUAUAGAAGAACCCUGCGAGAAAACUUUUUGCGCUUGGGGAGCUGACUGUAUCGCCGGUCCCGAUGGUCGCGCCCUCUGCCAGUGUCCAACACGUUGCAAGCAGAAGGUCGACCUAGUCUGCGGAACUGAUGGAAAGACUUACGCUAAUCGCUGUCAACUCCGUGUGGCAUCUUGCAAGGCUCGACUUAACACCAGGGUUAAACAUGAUGGGGAAUGUGAGCAAAACGAUCCUUGUAGAGACAAGCAAUGCGGUUUUGGGGCACGAUGUGUGGUCUCCCCCGAUGGCCGCAAUGCCAGCUGCGUCUGUCCGGAUAAAUGCCCCAGCUACGGAGAUCACACCACCUCUCGCCCCGUCUGUGGAAGCGACGGCGUGGAUUACAAAAACCAAUGCGAACUCCAAAAAGCCGCCUGCACUUCGAACGCAAACAUCACAGUCAAGUUUCUCGGGAAGUGCGAUCCUUGUGCCGGAGUGGAAUGUGCAGAACCCGAAGUAUGUCAGUUGGACGAGCAUCGCAACCCCGUCUGUAGAUGCGGGGACAGUUGCCCUCUCGAAUUCACUCCCGUUUGCGGAUCGGACGGAAAAACCUACUCGAACGAAUGCACGCUACGACAGGAAGCCUGCAGGGCAAGGAAAAACCUGAAUAUCAUAUACCGCGGAAAAUGCAGCUCAGGUAUAAAUCCGUGCAUGAGCGUGCGAUGUACUUUGGGCGAAGAAUGCGCCAUAAAUAAAUUUGGCAUAGCACAUUGUCAGUGCCCACCCACGUGCGAGCCCAUCAUGAGGCCCGUUUGUUCGAAAGACGGCCGAACAUUUCCAUCAGAUUGCGAACUGAAAAGAACGGGCUGUCUGACGAGGACUACCAUUGAAAUAUCGUACGCUGGGGUCUGCGGAGAGAAAGGACCAUGCAGCGAGCACGUAUGCCAAAAUGGAGCAACAUGCGUCGAACGGUUCGGCAUAGCGCACUGCGAAUGUCCUGUGUGUCCUGCCGAAUUUGAACCUGUCUGCGGUUCCGACGGCAUAUCGUAUGGCAACGAAUGUAAGCUAAGACUGGAGGCUUGUAAGCAUCCGCGCGAUAUUACAGUCCUUUACGACGGUCCUUGUAACGGUUGCGAAAACAAAAAAUGCGACUUCUACUCAGUCUGCGAACGUGACACCGCGACGGAAGGACGCUGCGUUUGCCCCAAGUCAUGUACGGAUCCAAAGCUCAACGAUGGAACCGUUUGCGGCACAGAUGGAGUGACUUACGCAAACGAAUGCGAACUCCGCAUGACCUCCUGUAAAACGAAGCAGUACAUUUUGGUCGCGUAUAAAGGAAACUGCGAUUUAUGCCAGGACGUGGAAUGCAAAUACGGAGGGAGAUGCGAAGCCGGAGAGUGCGUUUGCCCGACGAAUUGCAAAGGCUCAGGUGACGAGCCGGUGUGUGCAUCAAACAUGAUGACAUUCCCCAACGAGUGCGAGUUGCAGAAAGCGACGUGUUUACAGCCGACGAACUCUCCCCCUCUAACCGUGGUGUUCUACGGUGACUGUCGCGAAAGGUUUCCAGUGGCGGGAUCUCUCAGUACGACUCUUUCCCCCUUCACGGCUCAAACUAACAACGUUGGCCCGGGCACGGACCUCGAUACGGUCGGUCCGGAGAAUACGAUUCCGGACUUGUCCACGGCCGAAAAAGAAGCCUGCCGUGAUAUUCAUUGCGAUUUCGAAGCGACGUGCGAAUUAGGCCCGGACAACUUUCCACGUUGCACCUGUCAGUUCGAUUGUGCCGGUGCCGCACUCGUUUCUGCCUCGAAGCCCGUUUGCGCCUCCGACUUGCGAAUCUAUCCUUCGCUUUGCGCCAUGAAGAUGGAAGCAUGUCAAAGGCAGGAGGAGUUGCGGUUGAGGCCACUCGAUCUCUGUCAAGGAAUGGAAGUAAAGCCAUGCAAUGGCGAAAAACCAUUAACAGAUCCCCUCACAGGAAAGGAAUUAGAUUGCGGAAGCGGUCCUAAAAGACAAGAUUGUCCUUCCGGUAGCUACUGCCAUCAAACGACGCGCUUUUCGAGGUGUUGUCCUAAAGAUCAAAGUCUCAUGGAACAAAAGAGUUGCGAGGAUACUUGGUACGGUUGCUGUCCGGACGGGAAGACUCCCGCUCAAGGUCCGAGUCACGCUGGAUGUCCUUCGCUUUGCGGAUGCAACAAACUCGGGUCUUACUCCGACACGUGCGAUCCUGAAACACAACAGUGUAGGUGCCGACCGGGCGUAGGUGGUGCCAAAUGUGAUCGAUGCGAACCUGGAUAUUGGGGCUUGCCAAAAAUCUCCUCGGGCCAUCACGGUUGCAUCCCUUGCGGUUGUUCCACUUUCGGCUCGGUCCGAGAAGACUGCGAGCAGAUGACGGGAAGGUGCGUAUGCAACCCGGGAGUGCAAGGCCAGAAGUGCACCGUCUGCACCAGCCAUAACAAAGUUCUGGGUCCUAACGGUUGCGUACCAGCGGAUCUGACUACGUCGCCCCCGACGACGUGCAAAGAAUUGACUUGUUAUUUUGGAGCAACAUGCGUCGAACGGGGUGGAUUUGCUAUAUGCGAAUGUCAUACGGAAUGCCCUCAAGAAAAUGACGCUCAAGUCGUGUGCGGAAGCGACGGACAAACGUAUCCGUCGGCGUGCGAACUGCGACAGGUAGCUUGUCGGCUCCAAAAAGAUAUAGUUGUGCAGGCUUUCGGAACUUGCAAGGAGGACAUGUUCCCGAGCACCGAUUGGCCCGUGCGCCGUUAUACACCACUGCAGUUUACGCAACCCGACGAUUCUAAUUCGCCUUUAUCAAAAUCGACACGACAUCUACUAGUUCCCGAUCCUCGUUACUACUACGAGAGGAGCGGAUCUAUUAUGCGACCCGUUCAAGGAGUCUCUUAUCCUGCUGAAACAGAUAAUAAAGCUGCUUCCGAAAUAAACGUAUCUGCCACAGGACCUAAUGCCAUUUACAAUACCCGCGGUGGAAACUACGCCCCAGCAUACCGUCCGACCCCUGCAACCGUUCGCGUCGUAACGGCCCUCCUAGGCGAUCUCUGUUCAGAUAACUCCGAUUGCAUGAUAAUGUAUAGCCACUGCGUAGCUGGAGCGUGCGCUUGUCUUCCCGAUCAUUCCGAAUCGUCGGAUCGUCAAGAGUGCAUAGCUGAUCCUCAGCCAAAUCCUACCGACGAAUACCGAGCCUGUAGCUCAUCUCCCUGUCAUCGGGCUAGCACUUGUGUUGAUCUUCCCGCCGCCACGUUCACUUGCGUUUGCGACGCAAACUUUACGGGGUCUCUUUGCGAAACCGAAGUGAUUUACAAACAAUACGACACCCCAGCUUUUCAUGGUCGCUCUUACGUCAAACUCAAACCGCUCAAAGCCUAUCACAAACUGAGCAUAGAAGUCGAGUUCAAAACGCACGCUUACGACGGACUCUUGCUCUACAACCAACAAAAGCCGGACGGCUUGGGCGACUUCGUUUCUUUGGCAAUCGUCGACGGUUUCGUCGAAUUCAAGUACAACCUCGGCAACGGACACGUGCUCAUACGCUCGGUCGACAAAAUUCAACUCGGAUAUUUCCACAGGGUCGUCAUUAAGAGGUAUCACAGGGACGGAAUUCUCAAAUUGGACGAAGGAGAAGACGUCGCGGGACAAGCCAGAGGCACGCUCAAAGCCCUCGACCUGUUGGAAGAUACGUACGUCGGCUUCGUCCCCUCUAACUACACAAGGGUAUACGAAAACAUCGGUACCGACAGAGGCCUGCGAGGAUGUAUCAGAAAACUGAAAAUCGGCCGUCGGCCCAUCGAGCUUCAUGUCAACAGAGACGACUGGGUGCUAGACACGCGAGGCGUAGCCGAGUGCGGCGACAACCCCUGCAAAUCCUCACCGUGCUCGAACCGCGGCGAUUGCGUCUUGGUCACCCCCGAGACCUACCAGUGCGAAUGCGAUCUCCACCACGUGGGCGAAUUUUGCGAAAAACCCAUCGAACCUUGCCGCUCCAACCCUUGCAAGUUCGGUUCCACGUGUACGGCGCUCAGCUCGGACGCUUACGUCUGCGAGUGUCCGGUCGGCCGUACGGGACCUCGCUGCGAAAUGGAAGAUAAAUAUGCAGGCAUUGUGAAUCCGGAAUUCAAUGGAUCGAGUUAUAUCCGACUUCCACGAUUAGAGGGAGUUAGAAAGAGUUUUUCGAUCGAGGUGUAUUUUAUGCCAAAAUCAGCUAAUGGUUUAAUAUUGUACAACGGUCAAAUGAAAAAUGGUCGCGGCGACUUUAUUUCGUUGAACUUGGCACGUGGUCAUUUACAAUUUAGAUUCAACUUAGGAAGCGGAAUAGCGAAUUUAACAACUAAAGAGACUGUAAAUAUUGGGAAGUGGCACUGGGCCCGUAUAUUUCGGGACGGACGAGAAGGAAUUUUACAAUUGGAUAAUUCUAGCAUAGUUCGUGGUUAUUCCGGCACGCCACUAACAGAACUUAAUCUGGAAUUGCCGUUCUACGUUGGAUCUUUAUCAGCGUGGGACGAAGUGCAUCGUUUAUCUGGCGCAUCUAAAGGAUAUAAGGGCGUAAUACAAAGGAUUCUCCUAAAUGGAAAACCCCUUCCCAUUUCGGGUAAAUUGCCGGAUUGCUCUUUUGAUUCUAAUAGGAACGGAUGCGCAUUCAAUGUCGGCUCAUAUGACGGAUUACCGUGUCCCAUUUCCAAAAAUCCUUGCUUAAAUAAUGGCCUAUGUAUACCAGAACUCGAUCAGUUUAUAUGCAAAUGUCCGCCCAACACAAAGGGAAAAUACUGCGAGAUAUCACAAGAGGAGACUCCCGCAAUUAAAUUUAACGGUGCCACUUUUCUCCAAUUUAGGAACCGGGGAUACAGAAGCCAUAAUUUCACUAACGACGACUAUCCUGACAACGACGAUGACGAUAUCGAUACCCUCGAAGAAGAGAUCGUCGACAAUAACACAUACGACACCUUCGACGAGGACGAAUAUUACAAUUUUGAUUUGUACGAUCCCACCAGAAGAAAGCCGGAACGCGGCAACCGAUACGAAAUUAAACUGCGCACAUUCGCUUCAGACUCUCUUCUGCUCUGGAGAAGCAAGAAUAGAAGCAUUAAAGAAGAUUAUUUUUCUAUAGCUAUGGUUAACGGUUAUCCGGAGAUUAGUUACAACUUGGGAAAACAGGAUGCGUUUUGGGCGAUCAGGUCCAAAACGAAAAUCGACGACGGCAAAUGGCACACGAUUCAAAUUAGGAGGAGAAAAAGGGCGGGAUUCAUAUCAAUCGACGGAGAGCCGCCGGUGAAAGGUAUAGCGAAGUAUGGUGCCAUAUCUUUAAGAACAAAUUCUAAAUUAUGGAUUGGAGGUACAACCACGCUACCUCAAGGAUUACCGUCGGCGUAUUACAAGGGAUUCGAAGGGUGUAUCCAACAUGUAUUAGUAAAUUCGAAACCCCUGGACAUGAUAUCAAAUAAUGAAUUAAAUAAAAUUCACUUCUGCCACGAUAACGAAAUUUAACAGAUGUAAAUUCAUUGCAUCAUAUGCAAUACUAAAACAUUUAAAACUGUGAGACUGAUAUUAUGUACUCCUCAAUUUUCCAUUUUAAAAAUUUAGCUUAGAGAUUAUAUGGUUGUAUAUAAAUGUACUGUUAAUAAUUACGUGCAGUUCUGUGUAGCAUUCAAACAGGUUUGAAACAUUGACUGCCAUUUACAAUAAACUUUGUAACAUAUCAAGUGUACAAAGAGUUUGACUUAAUCCAGUGCAUAUCUAAUCUUCGGGUUUUCGACGAAUUACAUGCAAGUUAAUAAGAUCAACUCACUUAACUUGCGAGUAAUUAAGUUAGAUGACUCUAACUUAAAGCCAUUCCAACUUGUACAAAAAUAUAUUUUGUUCCUAGUAGUUUGUAACUGAACUUACAACAUAUCUGUCAUAUCUCAUAUGGCAGUCAAUGUCCUAACUAAACAACAACAAAAAAAGACAGUUAGUAGAACUGUUUGCAAAGCUGUUUGUAUCUAGUCUUAUUUAUUUCGGAUUAAAUAAAUUAAGCCCUUUUUUUACGUAUAACGAUAUUAUGUAGGAAACAAUGUUAAACCUGCCAAUUCCAAGUAUAUGUUACGUGUUGUAAUUAUGUUAAAAUUUUAACGAUGUUCAAACCUUGACUAUUGGUACUAUUAAAUAAACCCUCAUAUUCGUUUUUAUGGCCAAUGUUGAAAUUUGUACAAUAUCUUCAAAUGUUUAGAUGUUACCCGGUUACAGUAACAACUGUGUGAAUCCAUAUCUGUAAGUACUGAUUAUGUCUGUUACUUGUUUUUCGGCAAUAAUUUUUAUGAAAGAACUACGCAUAUAAUAAGAGGAGUUAAUAUGCUUGUAUGUUAUGUAAAUAGCCAAUAAAUGAUAGUUAUUUUAGGUAAUGUUAAUUUAUAGCGAGAUUUUAUUACGUAUCAAGUUAGAUUGAAGAGCUAAAUUAAUUAUUAUAUGAUAAGUUUGUUUUAGUACUACUCAUAAUUUCUAUUGUAGACCUCUGUACGAUAAAUGCUACAAAAUAUAUUUUUUUC